Molecule: messenger RNA, 2496 nt
Organism: Wasmannia auropunctata (little fire ant)
Lineage: Eukaryota; Metazoa; Arthropoda; Insecta; Hymenoptera; Formicidae
Product: sec1 family domain-containing protein 2-like
Exons: 10
Coding region: 333-2354 (673 amino acids)
Biological process (GO): vesicle-mediated transport; intracellular protein transport
Source: RefSeq, a predicted model, not a curated record
CUAUACACUAUACGUAAUAGCCAGCUGUUUAAUCAUGUGGCGAUUUUGAGCUUAUAUCUUAACCAACAAAUAGUUAAAAUAUUAAAAUAUAAAAUAGUAUUAUGAAUUUAAACUCUCUGUGAUAUAAAAAGUUAAAUCCUAUUUUAUAACAAUCAACGUGGAUGACUUAUAAAUAAUAUUGUUAUAUUAGAAUUUAUGUUGUUUUAAUUAACAAUAAGUAAUGUUAUUACGUUGUAACUACAUGUUACUUCAAGUGUUGAAUAUACGUAAUAAUUUAUAAUUUGUUGCUUAUUUGUAAACAGUAAAAGUGAAAAAUUAUUUCCACAACGUUUAUGCUAUGUUUUUUAAUUAAUAUAAUGGAAGGCAUUAAUGAUUUGGAACAAUUUCUUGCUGACACUUGGCAUGAUAUUGCUGGCUUUGUAAGUGAAUCUGCAGUCUAUAUAGAUCAUGCAGCAACAGAAUGUCUUCAUUGGUAUACUGGUGGCAAAAUACAUUCCUUUUUUAAGGAUACCGGGGUGGUAUCAAUUUAUGAAUUGGCCAUGUACAACUUUCGUUAUGUCAAAGUGCAGAACUGCAAGAAAGUAGUUAUUAUUUCUACUUCUACCAAUCUAGCUUUUUAUCAACGUACAGUUAAAAUGAUAUUAGAGAAAAAUGCAUUUGAACACUGUACAAUUAUUACUGCUGCACAUUCAAGUGUAUUGAAUUAUGAGGAUACAGUGCCGCUAGAAGAUAGAGUAGAUUAUGUCAAAUUGAAAAGGGAUGUAAAAAGUUGGAUGCAUUCUAAUCAGCAGUCGCAGGUAGACUGUUCGGUGACAAUAGUGUUUCGACCAGUUUUCAUUAGUCUAAUUGAUAAUGGUCUGUUUGUAACACCGCCUCUCAGCGAUCUAUUAUCUCCCUUAAAUAAUGAAUUGUUAAAGAAUUCUGAGAAUACAGUUGAUCAUUUUGUAAAUCUGUUCAACAGUUUAUUGACAUACUUGAAUUUAAAAGAAGAUAUUUAUUCAGUGGGAAAAUACAGCGAAUAUGUUGCUGAAAAAUUAGAAACAUCAUCAAUGGCAAUCGAUCGUAGAAACAAUUUAGUUGGUGCAAAGGGAAAGGGAGUAUCUCUAAUCUUUGUCGACAGAACGUUAGAUCUUUGUACUUCCACUAGUAAUAACACUGAAUCGUUGUUAGCCAGAAUAUUGUGUACCUUACCUCAUUUACCUCAUCAUUGCAAUGACGUUGCAAUAAAUAUGUCUCCUCUGUUUCGCAGCGCACAGAAAUUCGACCAUGUACCAGGAUGCUUGGCCAGCAAUGACAAAACUCUGAUGAAUAUAUUAAUCACAAAGAAACAAAAAGAAGUAUUAGCUACUAUGAAUAAAAUGCUCAUCGACAUACUUUCAGCAAAAGAAAAUUUGAAAUUAAGGGAAAACUUUAAACCAAAACUAACAACGAGGAUCUCUGCGCAUAGUUUAGAGAAGCUCGUAAAUAAAUUUAAAGACAUAGAUGAUCUUCAAGCUAUAUCAGACUCAAGCAAAAAGCUUCAAGCGGUACUGGGAAUUAUUCAAGCCCUAACGUCAGAAAAGACUUCACGAUUAGAGUUAUUAAUUAGUCUCGAGAAACUAGUGUUACAAAACAUAGCUGUGAGUCGAGACUCUACGAGCGUGCUUGGGCAAUUAAGCAAUAUAAUAAAAACUCGCGAAAAACGGGGAUUAGAUACAGACAAUAUAUUGGCACUUUUAGUGCAUAUUUAUGCACUAGUUGGAACUGAAAUACAGUUUUCUCCUCAACAAGAGCAGCAAUUAGAAGAAGCCAUCACCGAUGCUGUAUUUGAGGACACAACAAAAUUUAAAAAAAAUACAAUGAACAGCAACAUGUCAAUGUAUCAACAAACUUUAUCGCUUUUUGGUGUUGCCAAUGCUGAGAUUAUUAAGGAAAAGUCUGCAAAAAUAGCGAAACACAUUAUGAACAUUUUACAUGAAAUAGCACAGCAACGUGCGCCUCUGCAUAAUUAUACUUCCUUGAUGUCCAAAUCGAGUUCUCAAGAGAUUGUUCAACGUAUCGGCAUCUUGCAACAAUUAUUAAAAGAUAUACUCCAUCCAGAUAGAUAUGAAAUUCCGGAUUUACACCAGAGAUCACCCUCAUUUAUUUCUGCUGGAUUCAACUUAUUCUCUAAAGGAAGAAUAAAACACCAUCCAUGUGAUAACAAUUGGAUUAUCAUUUAUGUCAUUGGAGGUAUAACACCAGAAGAAAUAAGAGAGACUAAAGAAAUGAUAUCAUUAUUUAAUACAAACUGUCAAAUAACAAUAGCAGGUUCAAGAUUGUUAAAUCCUUUAGACAUAGUGGACAAGGUUCUUCUCUCAUCAAUCGAUUAUUGAAACUUAUUUACCUUCAGUUAUGUGUUAUUAUCGGGAAUCCAUUUUAUACCAGAAUCCGAGAUUAUAUAAGAAAUCUGUUUUACAUCAUCAGUGCAGGAUUGUACACGACAUAUAAGCUUACAAAUUACAGUACUUUUGCCAA